AUGUCACAUUCUACCAACAACACACAUUUACUUCUCUACUCUUACCCUGGCUCCGGCCAUACCAUCCCUUUACUCGACCUCACCCACCUCCUACUCCGCCGCGGCCUCACCGUCACCAUCAUUGUCACCUCCACCGUGGACAUCCCGCUUCUCGACCCUUUCCUCUCCCUCUACCCUUCUUCUCUACACAAACUUGUCUUCCCUGAUCCAGAAGUCACCCCAUCUCGCCACCCGCUGAUCGCCAAAGUGAAUUCCACACAAAAACUGUUUGAUCCAAUUGUUCAAUGGUUUCGGUCCCACCCUUCGCCCCCCACACUCAUAGUUUCUGACUUCCUGCUCGGGUGGACUAGCGAACUCGCUUCCCACCUAGGCAUUCGGCGCGUGGUGUUUUCUCCUUCAGGUGCUUUCAGUUCUUCGUUUAUUCACACGUUGUGGCGAACCAUAGAACAAGCUAUUGCCAAAAAUGGCGACGGCGAUGAAAACUUCUUGCUUGCGUUCCAAGAAAUCCCCAACUUGCCAGAGUUUCCUUGGUGGCAGGUCCCACAAGUAAUGCGCGAUUACGAAACCGGAGAUCAAGAAUUUGAAUCUUUCAGGAAAGGAAUGUUGGCCAAUAUGACAAGUUGGGGAAUCUUGUACAACACGUUUGAAAAGUUGGAAGAGGUUUACAUUAAUCACAUGAAGAGCAUUAUGGGCCAUGAUCGAGUUUGGGCCGUCGGCCCAUUACUUCCAGAAACAAAUGGCCCAAUAGCUAUAACUGGACGUGGUGGGUGGAGUACAGUGUCACCUGACCACCUGUUCACAUGGUUGGACGAAAAGCCCAAUGAAUCUGUUGUUUAUAUAUGUUUUGGUAGCCAAGUUGAGUUAAAUGAGAAACAAAUGAGUGCACUAGCACGUGCACUUGAGCUCAGUAAAGUUAACUUUAUCUUGUGUGUGAAGGGAAGUGAGUCAAGCACCAUUUGGACCAUCCCUAGUGGGUUUGAAGACCGCGUUGGUAACCGUGGGCUCAUAGUCAUGGGUUGGGUCCCCCAACUGGCGAUGCUAACGCAUCGGGCUGUUGGCUCGUUUGUGACUCAUUGUGGGUGGAAUUCUACAUUGGAAGCGAUUAUAGGCGGUGUGGUGAUGUUGACGUGGCCCAUGAUUGCAGACCAGUUUGCCAACGCUGCGUUACUAGUUGACCAGUUGGGUAUUGCGAAACGAGCUUGUGAUGGUGGACCUGAGAGUGUUCCUGACUCGGUUGAGUUGGCUCGGUUGUUGGAUGAGUCGUUGAGUGUUGAGAGGCCCGAAAGAGUUAAAAUUAAGGAGCUAAAUCAAGAAGCCACCAACGCGGUUGAACAAGGAACAUCAACAAGGGACUUGGAUACAUUCGUCAAGCUCGUUUCUGAGAUCUAAGAUCAUGAAGCAAAGAUUAGUGAAUCAACUAGAUGAGGGUUUUUUUCUUUAUUUUUUUUUUUAAAUAAUGUUUUGAUGAACAUAAAACAUUAUGUAGUAACUAGUAAAGAAUGGAAAAAGACAUGCUGUUUUUAUUCUCGGACAAGAUAUUAUAAUAAUUGCUAAGUUUGUCUUGUUUUCCAACAUUUA
Messenger RNA from Helianthus annuus (common sunflower), 1578 nucleotides. Its product is annotated as flavonol 3-O-glucosyltransferase UGT89B1. The record is from RefSeq and is a predicted model, not a curated record. Gene Ontology annotation, molecular function: UDP-glycosyltransferase activity. The transcript has 2 exons. Lineage: Eukaryota; Viridiplantae; Streptophyta; Magnoliopsida; Asterales; Asteraceae. Bases 1 to 1389 code for a protein of 462 amino acids.